AUCGAUCAUUGAAUCCGCCGCCGACGUCGGGGAGACGGGCAUCCAACCGCCAUUCGAAUGCGUUUUGGGCAGAUGUGUGCAUGAGUGGCCAUGCAGCCUCAUGCAUAGGACCCACAUAGAUGAGGUAGGAAGAGAAAGACGAGGUCACCCAACGUUCGUUCAAAAACAGAAGAGGGGAUAACGAAGCUCACCUGCUGCUGCUGCUGCUGCUGCUGCCGCUGCCGCUGCCGAUUCCUCUCUCUUGUUCCCAUCUUCAUUGGGGGAGAGAGAAUGGCGCUGUUUAUGGGGAUUUAUAGCCCUCCUCUUCCCUUCCCCAUGCAGCAGCCGACUUCCAGGGUUCCAUCCCUGCAUUCGGGCGCCACUCAGCUUCCAUGUUUCAGCACGACACUUUCUUCUCCAGUCAUGAUGCCCCCGAUCCAAUUUACGAACCGGCACAGGCGUUCCGCGAUCCUUCAUUGUUCCGCUUCAUCAGUUGAGACCGCCACUGUUGAGCAGAGGACCAAGAUUAACACUAGAAGAGAUGUACGUAACAUAGCAAUUGUUGCUCAUGUUGAUCAUGGGAAGACAACUUUAGUGGAUGCAAUGCUGAGGCAAGCUAAGGUUUUCCGUGACAAUCAAGUUGUGAAAGAACGGAUAAUGGACUCAAAUGAUCUGGAAAGAGAAAGAGGAAUAACAAUACUUAGCAAAAACACAUCAAUCUUUUACAAGGAUACAAAGAUCAAUAUUAUUGAUACUCCAGGGCAUUCCGAUUUUGGUGGAGAAGUUGAGCGUGUCCUUAAUAUGGUGGAAGGAGUACUUUUGGUGGUGGAUUCAGUGGAAGGUCCUAUGCCACAAACACGAUUUGUAUUGAAAAAGGCUCUUGAGUUUGGACAUGCAGUGGUAGUGGUGGUGAAUAAGAUUGACAGGCCUUCAGCACGUCCUGAUUUUGUGGUUAAUUCAACCUUUGAACUUUUCAUCGAGCUAAAUGCAACGGAUGAGCAAUGUGAUUUUCAAGUGAUAUAUGCAAGUGCUAUUAAAGGAAUGGCUGGACUAGCACCUGAUGGUCUUGCAGAUGAUCUUGGUCCACUUUUUGAAGCUAUUGUUAGAUGCAUUCCAGAGCCAGUGAUAGACAAAGAUGGUGCACUGCAGAUGCUUGUAUCAAAUAUUGAAUAUGAUGAGCAUAAAGGACGUAUUGCAAUAGGACGUUUGCAAGCUGGAAUGCUGGAAAAAGGAGCAGAAGUAAAGGUCUGCACCCCGGAUGAAUCAUGUAGAUCAGCAAAAAUUAGUGAGUUAUUUGUGUUCCAGAACUUCUCGAGGACAGCAGUUGACUAUGUUGAUGCUGGAGAUAUUUGUGCUGUCUGUGGGAUUGAUGAUAUUCUUAUUGGUGAAACUAUAGCUGAUAAAAGCAGGGGAAAGGCAUUGCCGACCAUAAAAAUUGAAGAGCCAACUGUGAAGAUGGCAUUCUCAGUCAAUAUUUCACCCUUCGUUGGUCGUGAGGGAAAGCAUGUUACGAGUAGGAAACUUCGAGACAGAUUAUACCGUGAGCUUGAGAGAAAUUUAGCUAUGAAAGUUGAAGAUGGCGAAUCAGCAGAUACUUUUAUUGUUAGUGGGAGAGGCACGCUGCACAUAACAAUACUGAUCGAGAACAUGCGGAGAGAAGGGUAUGAAUUUAUGGUGGGGCCUCCUAAAGUUAUAAAUAAGAGGGUCAAUGAUGAAUUGCUUGAGCCAUUUGAGAUUGCCACUGUAGAGGUAUCAGAGGAAUAUUUGGGGUCCGUUGUGGAACUUCUUGGGAGACGACGUGGGCAGAUGUUUGACAUGCAGGGAGCUGGAAAUGAUGGCACGGUAGUAGUCAAGUAUAAGAUUCCAACUCGUGGCCUUAUUGGAUUAAGAAAUGACAUCCUAACUGCAUCACGUGGUACGGCAAUUCUGAACACAGUCUUUGAUAGUUAUGGACCUUGGGCUGGGGAUAUGAGCACCAGAGAGCAAGGAUCACUGGUUGCUUUUGAGGAUGGAACAACUACAUCUUAUGCUUUGGCUAGUUCUCAAGAAAGAGGACAGAUGUUUGUGGAACCUGGCAUUGAUGUUUAUAAAGGACAAAUAGUAGGCAUUCAUCAGCGACCCGGCGACUUGAUGCUAAAUGUGUGCAAGAAGAAGGCUGCGACAAAUGUUCGGUCAAAUAAGGAACAGACAGUUGUCCUUGACACUCCACUGGACUAUAGUUUGGACCACACUAAUUUUUUAAUAUAUGCAGUUGUCCUUGACACUCCACUGGACUAUAGUUUGGACGACUGUAUCGAGUACAUUCAAGAAGAUGAACUAGUGGAGGUCACCCCUUUGAGCAUCCGAAUGUGCAAAAAUCCAAAAAUGGCAAAGAAGACAAAAUAACUUGUUCCAUAGCACAGACUUUGGGACUGCUUCAACUCAUGGUUGUUUCAUUUUGAGUGGGGAGAAUAGAUUAUGAAAGCUUCUUUUAUCUCUUCCAUCCUGAAGUUUAUAAAGACCACUGGGAGAUAUAAACAUAGCACACAUAUGACACACACACAUUACAAAUGUAGGUGCUUUUACUUUUUAAUAAAAAUAGAUGUAUUGCAAUUUUAAGAUGGGGCCUCAUUUAUUGUGGUGUAUAUUUCAUAGCUUUAUUCAUAUGUUUUCAUCUAUCUGUAAUAAUAUCAGAUGUAUGUUAAA
Messenger RNA from Nymphaea colorata (pocket water lily), 2664 nucleotides. RefSeq names its product putative elongation factor TypA-like SVR3, chloroplastic. NCBI's taxonomy places the organism in Eukaryota, Viridiplantae, Streptophyta, Magnoliopsida, Nymphaeales, Nymphaeaceae. Gene Ontology annotation, molecular function: GTPase activity; GTP binding. The record is from RefSeq and is a predicted model, not a curated record. The transcript is spliced from 15 exons. Gene Ontology annotation, cellular component: cytosol; ribonucleoprotein complex. Bases 271 to 2364 code for a protein of 697 amino acids.